CGCGGGGUGCCGGCAGGAAGCGGGAGGGGCGGCGGGGCGGGGGCUCCGGAAAAGCGCCCCGACUUCCUGCCCCGCCGGAGCCAGGAAGCGGGAGAGCCGGGACCCAGGGCCCGGGAUCGCCGCGCCCGACCUCGGGCGCCCCGCCGGUCACCUCCCCGCGCGGACACCAGCCCUGCAGCGCCCAUGGAGGGAGAGGACUGCGCCCGAGGGGUGGCCCCCGGGGCUCCCCGGCCUGGCCCGGUGCCCAUUAGCAUCAUCGGGGCCGAGGAUGAGGAUUUUGAGAAUGAGCUGGAGACGAACACGGAGGCGCACAACAGCCAGUUCCAGAGCCUGGAGGAGGUGAAGCGGCGCCCGGCGCACCUCAUGGCCCUGCUGCACCAUGUGGCCCUGCAGUUCGAGCCGGGACCCCUGCUCUGCUGCCUACAUGCGGACAUGCUGGCCUCGCUGGGCCCCAAGGAGGCCAGGAAGGCCUUCCUCGACUUCUACCACAGCUUCCUGGAGAAGACUGCGGUCCUGCGGGUGCCGGUCCCACCCUCUGUCGCCUUUGAACUUGACCGCACGCGGCCUGACCUCCUCUCGGAGGACAGCCAGAGGCAGUCGGUGCAGGAGGUGGUGCAGAGCCAGCAGGAGACCGUGGGGCGGCAGCUGGACGACUUCCGCUCCAAGCGGCUCAUGGGCAUGACGCCCUGGGAGCAGGAGCUGGGCCAGCUAGAGGCCUGGGUGGGCCGUGACCGCGCCACCUUCGAGGCCCGGGAGCGGCACGUGGCGGAGCGGCUGCUGUCCCACCUGGAGGAGAUGCAACACACCGUCUCUGCGGAUGAGGAGAAAAGUGCCGCUGUGGUCAAUGCCAUCAGUGUCUACAUGCGCCACCUCGGGGUGCGGACCAAGAGCUGUGACAAGAAGUCGGGGAGGAACUUCUUCCGGAAAAAGGUGAUGGGGAACCGGCGGUCAGAUGAACCGACCAAGACCAAGAAGGGACUGAGCAGCUUCCUGGAGGCUGCCCGCUGGAACCGGGGGGAACCCCAGGCCCCAGAUUUUCGACACCUCAGAGCCGAUGCUGAUGCUGAGAAGCCAGGCUUUGCGGAACGGAAGGGAGGCCUGGGGCUACCUUCCCGGGACCGGAAUACCGGGGGCUCCGGGCAGGACCCCCCUGGAGUCUCUCUGCUCCCACCGUCUGGGGACUGUCCAGACCGGGAUGCAGGUGUGGACACUCCUCCGGAGAUGGGGGAACUGUCACUGCAGGGCCCCGCCAGCCUGGAGCCCCCCGCCCCCCUGGAGAACGCAGAAGAAGGCGCUGACUCAGAGAGCUUCGGGGCGAAGGGCCGGGGUGGGGGCCGCUCCCGGAGCGACGUGGACAUGGACCCCAGCUCUGCCACGGCCGCACUAGGCCCUGCCCGACGAGCCACCCCCGAGCCUGGGGACGAGGGGGAGCCGGGGCGGCCUGCACAGGACCCUGAGCCCGAGGAGCCCCCUGGCUGGCGGGAGCUGGUCCCCGCGGACACCCUGCACAGCCUGCCCAAGAGCCAGGUGAAGCGGCAGGAGGUGAUCAGCGAGCUGCUGGUGACGGAGGCAGCCCACGUUCGCAUGCUCCGGGUGCUGCACGAUCUCUUCUACCAGCCCAUGGCCGAUGGCGGCUUCUUCUCACUGGAGGAGCUGCAGAACAUCUUCCCCAGCCUGGACGAGCUCAUCGAGGUGCACUCCCUGUUCCUCAAUUGCCUGAUGAAGCGGAGGCAGGACAGUGGCCACCUCAUCGAGGAGAUCGGAGACGUGCUGCUGGCCCGGUUCGAUGGGACCGAGGGCUCCUGGUUCCAGAAAAUCUCCUCCCGCUUCUGCAGCCGCCAGUCAUUUGCCUUAGAGCAGCUUAAAGCCAAACAGCGCAAGGAGCCGCGGUUCUGUGCCUUCGUGCAGGAGGCGGAGAGCCGGCCUCGGUGCCGCCGCCUGCAGCUGAAAGACAUGAUUCCCACGGAGAUGCAGCGGCUCACCAAGUACCCGCUGCUGCUGCAGAGCAUUGGGCAGAACACAGAGGAGCCCAAGGAACGGGAGAAAGUGGAGCGGGCCGCCGAGUGUUGCCGGGAAAUCCUGCACCACGUCAAUCAGGCUGUGCGCGACAUGGAGGACCUGCUGCGGCUCAAGGAUUAUCAGCGACGCCUGGACUUGUCCCACUUGCGGCAGAGCAGUGACCCUAUGCUGAGCGAGUUCAAGAACCUGGACAUCACAAAGAAGAAGCUCAUCCACGAAGGCCCGCUGACGUGGCGGGUGACCAAGGACAAGGCUGUGGAGGUGCACGUGCUGCUGCUGGAUGACCUCCUCCUGCUGCUGCAGCGCCAGGACGAGCGGCUGCUGCUCAAGUCGCACAGCCGCACACUGACGGCCACGCCCGACGGCAAGACCAUGCUGCGGCCCGUGCUGCGACUGACGUCAGCCAUGACGCGCGACGUGGCCACGGAUCACAAAGCCUUCUAUGUCAUUUUCACCUGGGACCAGGAAGCACAGAUCUACGAGCUGGUGGCACAGACUGUGUCUGAGCGCAAGAAUUGGUGCGCCCUCAUCACGGAGACCGCUGGAUCCCUGAAGGUCCCUGCCCCCGCCUCCCGCCCCAAGCCCCGGCCCAGCCCGAGCAGCAUUCGUGAACCCCUGCUCAGCAGUGCUGAGAAUGGCAGUGUUAGCCGGGAGGCACCUCCCGCUGACGGCCGGAUGGAGAAGAUUGUCAGUGCCCUCCUGCCCUUCUGCAGACCUGGCCCUGAGGGCCAGCUCUCUGCCAAGGCGCUUCGCAAAGUGCUGUCCCUGAAACGGCUCAUGGCAGAGGAAGACAACGGGGCAGGUCCUCCUCGAGAAGGGGAUGGGGGCCCAGAGGGCGGCCCCCCAACAUCCACCCGCAACCAGGAGAUUCAGGAGGACCUCCUGGACCUGGAGGAGACCAUCAAACAGAUUGAGGAGAUGGAGGAGGAGUUUUGUCGCCUGCGACCGGUCCUAUUUCAGCUCAGGGACAUCACUGCCACCCCGCCUGGCUGCACUUGAGUUUCCCCCCCAUCCCAGGCAGACUUUCCACCAGGAGGAACGGAGGAGAGGCUGUGAGGGCCCCGCACCCCCACCGCACUGCCCGCUGCACCCCAGCCCCAGGUCGUGGGGCCCGGCUGCCUCCCCCCUCCUGCCUUCCACAGAGGGACUCAGGGCUUCAUUCCUGGGGGCACCAAAGGGACCUGCAUUGUCUGGCCAUCUCAGUAUUGCCUGGGGGGCCGCCCCUCCCCCCCCCAAGUGCCUUGGCUCUGUUUUUAUACCCUGAACCGGAGGUUUAUUUUUAAUAUAUAUUAUCGAGGAGA
Molecule: messenger RNA, 3320 nt
Organism: Sorex fumeus (smoky shrew)
Lineage: Eukaryota; Metazoa; Chordata; Mammalia; Eulipotyphla; Soricidae
Gene: ARHGEF1
Product: Rho guanine nucleotide exchange factor 1
Exons: 30
Coding region: 184-3018 (944 amino acids)
Biological process (GO): G protein-coupled receptor signaling pathway
Cellular component (GO): cytoplasm
Molecular function (GO): guanyl-nucleotide exchange factor activity; G protein-coupled receptor binding; GTPase activator activity
Source: RefSeq, a predicted model, not a curated record